Molecule: messenger RNA, 336 nt
Organism: Cercopithifilaria johnstoni
Lineage: Eukaryota; Metazoa; Nematoda; Chromadorea; Rhabditida; Onchocercidae
Source: the annotation of a GenBank genome assembly
AUGAGAUUAUUCACAGUAUUGACCAAUUUUUUCGAUGACUACCAGCGGACAACGUCCAAAAAGCUAAAACUUAUCGAUGCCUACAUGUUCUACGUCUUCAUCACUGGAGUUAUCCAGUUUGUUUACUGCGUCCUUAUUGGGACAUUUCCGUUUAAUUCGUUCCUCUCGGGUUUUAUAUCGACAGUUGGUUGUUUUGUCUUGGCAGCAUCCCUUCGUAUCCAAAUUAAUCCAGAAAAUAAACCACUCUUUCCUCAUAUUUCUCCGGAACGUGCUUUCGCCGACUUUAUCUUUGCACAUGUGAUAUUUCAUCUUGUGAUUGCGAACUUCUUAGGUUGA